UGUGCGUCACCUGUUCUGAAGGCGAUGUUGCGGGUAUUCAGCAGAAGACGCACCUCCUUAUUCAUCCAUGGCUUCUGAUUUGGUGCAUCCUAAAAUGAGUAUGAGGAUCUCAUGUAACGAGAGCAUCCAUCCUGAAAAUGCCUCCUGGGUGAACCAGUAUGUAGGUGAUGUUGGGUUUCAGGUGAACAUGACACACCCUGCUGUCAGCACAGAGCAGAGGCUCCUUAUUAAAGGAACACACUCACUACAUGUCUUACACACUGCAGUCACGCCAGGAAGCAAUUUCCCAGAAUUCACUGCUUUCAAUUUGGUGGAUGGAGAGCAGACUGACUACUAUGACAGCAACCUGAGGCAGCUGAUUCCAAGGGCAGAGUGGAUUAAGGAGAUUGAUGCUGAUGAUCCAGAUUACUGGAAGGAAAACACUGAGAUUCUGCAGGGUGUUGAGGAGACCUUCAAAGUCAGUGUUCUCACAGGAAUGGAGAUCUUCAAUCACACUAAAGGAGUUCACACAUGGCAGAACACAUACGGCUGUGAGUUUGAUGAUGACGACACUAUUAGAGGAUAUGAUGACUACAGUUAUGAUGGAGAAGAUUUCCUCACUUUUGAUCUAAAAACUGGAACCUACACUGCAGUAAAUGAGCUGGCUAUAUAUACAAAACAUGAUUGGGAGACUUCAGGUUUCGCCAGUUACACAAAGAACUACCUGGAGAAUGACUGUAUUGCUUGGCUAAAGCAGUUACUGUCGUACGGCAGAGAGACUCUGGAGAGGAAAGAUCGUCCUGAGGUGUCCGUGUUCCACAGGAGCUCCAAUUCUUCAGAGCUGGUGUGUCACGCUACAGGUUACUUCCCCAGAGGACUGAUGAUGUUCUGGGAGAAGGACGGAAAGGAACUUCUUGAGGAUGUGGAAAUCAGAGCAACAGUACCAAACCAGGAUGGAAGCUUCCAGAAGAGAGCCGUUCUGAGAGUCUCACCUGAGGAGCUGAAGGAACGUGAAUACACCUGUGUGGUUCAGCACAGCAGCCUGGAGAAGGACUUAGUGCUUAAAGCUCCAGGUAGGAGAACCACCUUCUGUUCUGGUUCAGGUUCUGUAGAUCCAGAUGGAGGAUCUCUUGGUGCUGGAGCGAUCGUUGGUAUAGUCUUGGCUGUACUUGCUGGUGUUGCUGUUGUUGUUGCUGCUGGAGUUCUGAUCUGGAAGAAGAAGAAUAAGACAGAGGUGCAGAUGGAGGCUGACUACUACGACAGUAACAUCAGGAAGGUGAUCCCAAAGACGGAGUGGAUAAAGAAGGUUGAUGCAGAUGAUCCAGAUUACUGGAACAAAGAGACUCAGAUUCUUCAGGGUAAUGAGGAGAUCAGCAAAGUCGACAUACUUACACUGAUGGAGCGCUUCAAUCAGACUGAAGGAGUUCAUGUACUGCAGAACAUGUACGGCUGUGAGUUUGAUGAUGACGACACUAUGAGAGAGUACGAUGAGCACAGUUAUGAUGGAGAAGAUUUGAUCAGCUUUGAUCUGAAAACUGGAACCUUCAUUGCCACAGAUGAGCAGACGAUAAAUACUAAACAUAAUUGGGAAGCUUUCGGUUAUGCUGAUUAUACGAAGUUCUACCUAGCGAAAGAUUGUAUCUCUUGGUUAAAGACGUUAUUAUCGUACGGCAGAGAGACUCUGGAGAGGAAAGAUCGUCCUGAGGUGUCCGUGUUCCACAAGAACUUCCCUCAACCAGAGCUGGUGUGUCAUGCUACAGGUUACUUCCCCAGAGGACUGAUGAUAUUCUGGGAGAAGGACGGAGAAGAACUGCAUGAGGACGUGGAGAUCAGAGAGACUGUACCCAACCCGGAUGGAACUUUCCAGAAGAGAGCUGUUCUGAGAGUCUCACGUGAGGAGCUGAAGGAACAUGAAUACACCUGUGUGGUUCAGCACAGCAGCCUGGAGAAGGACUUAGUGCUGCCAGUUCCAGGUUCUGUAGAUCAAGAUGAAGGAUCUCUUGGUGCUGGAGCGAUCGCUGGUAUAGUCUUGGCUGUUGUUGCUGGUGUUGCUGUUUUUGUUGCUGGAGUUCUGAUCUGGAAGAAGAAGAUGAAGCCUGCCACUAGAACCCGCAGCUCCUCCUUCACCUCUGGAAGCACCAACUCCAACACUUCUCAAGUUUCCUCUUCAUCAGAUGCUUUAGUGAAAGUUGUGAUUUUUCUCACUUUUUUUCCUCAUCGUUCAGCAGGUACUGACUCCAUGCAGUUCUUUGUCACUGCAGUCAGAGAAGUUAGUUUUCCAGAAUUCACUAUUAAUGGUUUCCUGGAUGAAGAGCAGAUUUUGUACUAUGACAGCAUCAUGAGGGAGCUGAUCCCAAAGAAGGAGUGGAUGAAGAAGGUUGAUGCUGAUGCUCCAGGAUUUUGGAGCACAUACACACAGACUGCUCAGGGUAUUCAGGCGGACUUUAAAAACCGUAUGGGUAUAAUAAUGCAGCUCGCUAACAGCACUGCUUCUAACGGAGUUCACACAUAUCAGAACAUAUUCAGCUGUGAGCUUGAUGAUGAUGGAACUACUAGGGGACAAUACAAGUAUGCUUAUGAUGGAGAAGAUUUCAUCAGUCUGGAUUUGAAAACAGUCACCUUCACUGCAACUAAUCCUAAAGCUGUUGGUACCAAACAAGACUGGGAAUCUAGAGGUUUAGCUAGUCUCUUCAAGAGCUACCUGGAGAAGGACUGCAUCAAGUGGUUAAAGAAUUUUGUAUCGUAUGGCAGGGAGACUCUAGAGAGGAAAGAUCCUCCUGAGGUGUCAGUGUUCCACGAGCACCUCCCUUCUCCAGAGGUGGUGUGUCACGCUACAGGUUUCUUCCCCAGUGGACUGGUGAUGUUCUGGCAGAAGGACGGAGAGGAACUGCAUGAGGACGUGGAGAUCAGAGAGACUCUACCAAACCAGGAUGGAACCUUCCAGAAGAGAGCUGUUCUGAGAGUCUCACCUGAGGAGCUGAAGGAACAUGAAUACACCUGUGUGGUUCAGCACAGCAGCCUGGAGAAGGACUUAGUGCUGCCAGUUCCAGAUGGAGGAUCUCUUGGUGCUGGAGCGAUUGUUGGUAUAGUCUUGGCUGUUUUUGCUGGUGUUGCUCUUGUUGUUGCUGUUGGAGUUCUGAUCUGGAAGAAGAAGAAGCCUACUGUUAGAACCCGCAGCUCCUCCUUCAUCUCUACAAGCACCAACUCCAACACUUCUGAAGUUUCCUCUUCAUCAGAGUGAUCACAGUCCUGCUGGUGGAGAUGAUUCUGUACAAAGGAAUUUUUCAUUGUUAAACUGUUACUGGUGUAAUAUAGGGUUUACUGGGGCAUUGUUACUGGUGAUAAUGCUGCUGCUGGUUUAGGUGAUACUGUGCUGUUUCCUUUCUAUAGAAAAGUCAUAACGAGACACUUUUCAUUCUUACUCAGAGAUUUCUAUUGUUCAGGAACCACAUUUAUUAAACUGAAUGUAGAAAACGAUAGCACACUAAAGUAAUGCAUACCAGUAGUUUUUUUUGUGCUCUUUUUGUAUUCUUUAAGGAACUAUGACUAAAACACUACCUGUUCCUUUACUAAUCAGAUCAAGGAAGUAAAAUCUGUGUGGAUUUGGUACAGUUGGAAAGUAUUCACUUACAUAUUUACUGUAUAUAAGCUUAAACACCCACAGUUAUAGCAGUGUGAUCAUGUGAUCUGAUAAUGUAAAAAUGUUAAAAUGUGAAUGUUUUUUUCGGCUACAGGCAGGGAUGGACUGGUUUUGCCAGGGUCGGGAGUUUUCCCGGUGGGCCGCUCUGUAUGUGGGCCGCUGAGA
This is a messenger RNA of Trichomycterus rosablanca, 3784 nucleotides long. RefSeq lists its product as uncharacterized. The record is from RefSeq and is a predicted model, not a curated record. The transcript is spliced from 19 exons. Gene Ontology annotation, cellular component: external side of plasma membrane. Lineage: Eukaryota; Metazoa; Chordata; Actinopteri; Siluriformes; Trichomycteridae. Bases 68 to 3220 code for a protein of 1050 amino acids. Gene Ontology annotation, biological process: immune response.